AUCUUCCUCAAUGUAAAAAAUAUAUAUCAUUAUAUACAGCAAUAUAUAUAUAGAAAAUACUUUUUUUUUUUUAUUAGAAGAAGAAGAAGAAGAAAGAUAACAACUUUCUCAGUCAACAAACACCAACGAGAAAAACAAGAACAAAAGUUUUGAAUUUUUGACUCUAGCAUUGGCUGAUGAUUGCUGUUUUAAACUAAGAGCACCUGAUAGAUAAAAGGAACAUGGUGAUUGAUAAAUAGAUAAAAGUUUCUUGCUGAUCUUGUUAUCGGGGAGACUUUAACUUCUGGAUUUUCCAAUUCCUGUCAAAAAGUUGUGAUUUUGAUGUUGGGUUCCUCUUUUUUUUUUUUUUGGUGAAGAGUGAGGAAGGGCUUGCAGCGGUUUUGAAAGUUACCUUUGUGUUUUGGUUUGACUGAGAUUGGCGAAAUUGGGGAUUGCCUUGCUGUGUGGAUAGAGAAGUGGGUUUGCUUUUGACUUUGUGGAUGAGUUUGCUUUGUGCUUAGAAGUAGAGAGAUUCAUUGAGAUCCUUGUUUGGGUGGAAAGCGUAAAUUAUUUGCUAGCACUUCUCUUCAAGUGGAUUUCAUGGACAUGGGAAAGUUGGAAUUUGGUACUUUUUGAUGAGUCAUGAUUUUCAUUGGAUUGGAUAGUGAAAUCUUUUAAAAUCAGUGUUGUGGUUGUUUGAGGUGGAAUUUUGUUUGUUUAUGUAAAUUAUGUUAAACAAGAUACUCAGUAAGCUUCCAAAAAAGUCGUCUAAAUCGACUGAAAAUCGUGAUUCUGGUCGAAAUGGAAAUCCUGUCACGAAGUCAAAUGCUUCUACUGGUUCAAAAAGCAGUGCUUUAGGGGAUAGUAAGUCAGGCAAGUUAAACACCACAUCUGUAACUGCCAAUAAUUCUGCUGCAGCUGCAGGACAAAUCAGUGGAAACAAGAUUCAGCAGUGUGUAAAUUCAAAGCUGAAUGGAAUUGUGGGGUUUUCUUCAUUUGAAGGAUUGCCUGGAUUUAGGGAUGUUCCUAAUUCUGAGAAGCAGAACUUGUUUAUAAGAAAGCUGAAUCUUUGUUGUUUUGUAUUUGACUUCACCGAUCCUACAAAGAACCUCAAAGAAAAGGAGAUCAAGCGACAGACAUUGUUAGAGCUGGUUGAUUAUGUAACUUCUGCAAAUGCAAAAUUUUCCGAAACUGUUAUGCAAGAAGUAAUAAAAAUGGUUUCUACAAAUUUAUUUAGGAUUCUGACUCCUCAACCACGUGAGAAUAAAAUUAUAGAUGGUGUUGAUUUGGAGGAGGAGGAGCCUUCUAUGGAUCCUGCAUGGCCGCAUUUGCAGCUUGUGUACGAGCUUUUCCUGAGGUUUGUGGCAUCAUCUGAGACAGAUGUAAAACCAGCUAAAAGAUUUAUCGAUCAAUUUUUCAUUCUCAAAUUACUGGAUUUAUUUGACUCCGAAGAUCCCAGGGAAAGGGGGUACUUGAAAACGAUACUUCACCGCAUCUACGGAAAAUUCAUGGUGCAUCGUCCAUUUAUCAGAAAAGCUAUCAAUAACAUUUUCUACCAGUUUAUUUUUGAGACAGAGAAGCAUAACGGGAUUGCUGAAUUUUUAGAGAUUUUGGGUAGCAUUAUUAAUGGGUUUGCUCUGCCUCUGAAAGAGGAACACAAAAUGUUUCUUGUUCGUGCUUUAAUUCCUCUGCAUAAGCCAAGAUGUUUGGCUAUGUACCAUCAGCCACUGUCAUACUGCAUUACGCAGUUUGUGGAGAAAGACUGCAAGCUUGCCGAUACUGUAAUAAGGGGUCUGUUAAAAUACUGGCCUCUCACUAAUAGUUCAAAGGAAGUCAUGUUCCUAAAUGAGCUGGAGGAAGUUUUGGAAGCGACUCAGCCACCAGAAUUUCAACGUUGUAUGGUGCCCCUGUUUCAGAAACUUGCUCGGUGUUUGAACAGUUCACACUUUCAGGUGGCUGAGAGAGCAUUGUUCUUGUGGAACAAUGAUCAUAUUGAGAACUUAAUCAUACAAAACCGCAAGGUUAUACUGCCCAUUAUCUUCCCUGCUCUGGAGAAAAAUGCUAGAAAUCACUGGAACCAGGCUGUACGUAGCUUGACUUUAAAUGUCCGCAAGAUUUUUGAUGAUCUUGAUCCUGAGUUGUUCAAUGAAUGCUUACAUAAGUUUCGAGAAGCAGAAAGGAAGGAGGAUGAAACUAAAGCAAGAUGUGAAGCCACAUGGAGACGUUUAGAAGGGCUUGCUGCUCAGAAAUCUUCGAAUAACAUACAAGCACUUAUUCCUCACAAAUCAGUCCCUCACACCACUUCAGGUUAGCAAAAGCAGAGAUUAUUAUUGGUAUUACCAUGGACAAUAAUUUUUUUUCCUAUUGAGAUCGAAUUCAUUCCAUUGAUAAUAUUAUUCAGGUGGUUGAAUGUACACAACAUGUUAAUAUAUCUAUUGCGGUCUCACCACAAUAUGUUAAGUCCUGCCAAUUAUCAAAGCCUAAUAAGCAUUUUGUAAAUUGAUCCGUGUGUUAUAAAUUUUACAUAGAGAGAUCGCUUCUUUUA
Molecule: messenger RNA, 2524 nt
Organism: Ricinus communis (castor bean)
Lineage: Eukaryota; Viridiplantae; Streptophyta; Magnoliopsida; Malpighiales; Euphorbiaceae
Product: serine/threonine protein phosphatase 2A 57 kDa regulatory subunit B' theta isoform
Exons: 3
Coding region: 708-2291 (527 amino acids)
Biological process (GO): signal transduction
Cellular component (GO): protein phosphatase type 2A complex
Molecular function (GO): protein phosphatase regulator activity
Source: RefSeq, a predicted model, not a curated record